Molecule: messenger RNA, 2912 nt
Organism: Gadus macrocephalus (Pacific cod)
Lineage: Eukaryota; Metazoa; Chordata; Actinopteri; Gadiformes; Gadidae
Gene: cotl1
Product: coactosin-like F-actin binding protein 1
Exons: 4
Coding region: 394-822 (142 amino acids)
Biological process (GO): regulation of actin filament polymerization
Cellular component (GO): site of polarized growth; plasma membrane; actin filament
Molecular function (GO): actin filament binding
Source: RefSeq, a predicted model, not a curated record
GACCAUUAGGAGGAGAAGAAUCCUGUGAACCGGGGACCUCACCGUCUGCAACCUGAUUGACAAACAUCACCAACGCCCAUGCACUUGAAAUAUAGGAAAUGAAUCGAGCUACCAGAAGAGUCUCUUUUUCCCGAUAAUUGAGAGGAGAUCUAGCCCACUGCCAGCUGCACCACUUCUGCUCUUUGUGCGUCCGCUCCCCCUGUUUGAUAGCGCAGCAGGCAAAGGCCGAUUGUUCUCUUUGCGGCUCGUGAGUUGAGAGUGAAACAGCUCUGACAGUCUAUUGUAUAGCCUAAUAGCUAUUGGAGUGAGAGACUGUUCGCCCCUUCAUCUGCUUCUCUUCGACGAUCUGCCCCUCCGUCCUGCUGACUCCUCUUCACUCUGUGUCCAUCCAAAAUGGCAACGAAAAUCGAUAAAGACGCUUGCAGAGAAGCUUACAACCAAGUCAGGGACGAUAACACAGAGAUAAAUUGGGCGUCGUUUAUAUACGAGGGCUCUAUGAUCGUAUCUGGGGGACAAGGCACCGACUAUGAGGAAUUCAAGAGUCAGUGCAAAGAUGAUGUCCGUCUCUAUGGCUUCGUGAGGAUCACGACGGGGGACGCCAUGAGCAAGCGGGCCAAGUUCACCCUGAUCACGUGGAUCGGAGAGAACGUCAGCGGACUGCAGCGGGCCAAGAUCAGCACAGACAAGACGCUGGUCAAGGACAUCGUGCAGAACUUUGCCAAGGAGUUCAUGAUCAGUGACAUCCGGGAGCUGGACGAGAACUACAUCCGCACUGAGCUGAAGAAAGCCGGCGGUGCCAACUAUGACGCCCAGGCCGAGUAGCGAGUCCGGGGGGUCCCCAGGCAGCGGUGUUUGGGUGGGGUAGGGGUGGGGGUGGGGGGGGGGUUAGGAGAGGAAGUUGAAAGGAAAGGGGAAUGAUGCAUGGGGAGCUAAAGGUAGUGUGGACUUUGGUAGGACAUCAGGGAGAGAGAAAGAGAGAGCGGGAAUAAACAACUUCUGAAUGGACAUCACACAGACACACAGACACACAGACACACAGACACACAGACACACAGACACACAGACACACAGACACACAGACACACAGACACACAGACACACAGACACACAGACACAAACAUUAAAGUGGAGGGGCAAAACAAUGUUGCUUUUUUUGGUACUACACAUACUGUAUAUGCAUGUUGCAAAAACACACUGACAUACAUUGAUACAAACACACCAAACAUAAUGCCAACCAAACAAGAACCCUCUCCCCUGUAGCCUGUAUGCCCUGUCUUAGUUAUUAUGUCAUGGUCGCUCAUCUACUGUGCAGUGCAUCAUCAUCUCACAUGUCAUCAUCUCAACCUGUGCUGUAGAGGAGCUAAAGAACCACUUGGCAACAUUGACAACGACACUAUCUGAACAUCACUCUUUACCACAACUAGACUCGGAUAAAAACAACAAAUGGAGGUCUCCUCUGAAUUCUAUAUUUUAUUGGCCUUUAGUAUUACAAAAUUUGGAACAUGAGCACACCGUGAAUGAUUUCUUUUGGUGCAACAAUCCACCUCAAUGCGGCUUAGAACCUAAUGAUGAUCAUCACUAUGGAUGAUAAAUUAGUUUUUUCUUUUCGGGGCCAACAUUCAUACAUGUGGUGCAAGUAGAAGCGUAUACCUUCCUAAUUGUUCGAUAAAAGUGGGCGCAAAAAGAGUUAACAGUAAUGAAUGUGGUGGAAUGUCAUCUUGCACUUGCACUUGCACAGGAUUUGCAUCUUGCUAGGUAGCCCUUUGGUGACUCGUGAAAUCCCACCAAGGCAGUAAUGUAUGGAUAACAGCCUAACGAAUUGUUGCAGUUACAUUUUGUUGCAAUGUUGUAUUUUUAUUUUUUACAUUAAACUAGACCUUUUAUGGCUGUUUGGUUUUUAAAUGCAACUCCUUGUCCUCCCAAGUCUCUUAUGUUUGAUUUGAUUUUCAUGUCUUGAGUUUUUUAACAAGAGCAAUGUUAACAAUAGUCACGAGGCGCUCCUGUUCUGUGACAGGAACUGGAAAGGAGACACAUGAGAUUCUAGGCCACUGAUGGGCUAUCAUUUCCCAUGGAGGUUCAGGAGUUUAUUUUAGGCUUUUCAUUCCAUCAAAUAACUAUACCCAAUGAAUCCACCGAAUAAUGGAGGAUUUAAACACUGAAACUGGAAGGUGUAGAUACGGGUUUGUAAAUGGAAGGCACGAUAGCACACAAACAAUUGCUCCCUUUUUUCAGUUCAGUUUGAGCAUGUACAGCCUUAUUACCUACCUAACGGGCAUAGAAUGUGAAAACAGAAAUCGUACAGAUAUUUACCCCCAAAUUACAGAACAACAUUGGCAUUGUAAUCUAUCUAAGAUAUGGUUGAAUUCUUCUGGUACUAGAUAUUCAUGAGUAUGAGCUUUUUGAAGUUAAACAAACAGACAGACAGAAAAGGUCUUUGUCCUGAUAGCCCCUUUGGACCCUCCACCUAUUUGAGGUAUCAUGCAUAUUGUAACCCAAUGUGCUGAAUGCCUUAAUCUCCCAUGGAGAGAGGGGCAUCAUGGGAGUUUGUGGACAUUACACUGUGAUUGGUUGUACUCCAUUUUUAGGGUUUAUAUUGACCCAUACCUUACUUGGUAGAGCAGCCAUGUUGAAAUGUCAUCCUACCCCUCAAGCAGCCAUUUAUUGGUUGUAGUAAAUUGUUUUGAACCAUCCUAAAUGAAAUAUCGUAUUUUCUUUCUUUCUCUUGUACUGUUCUGAAUUUGUCUUUUGAGAUGAGUUUUAUUUUCUCUUAAGAGAUGUACCUUUGAUAUCAACGUAAGAGCCAUGUUAUCUUGGUAAUUGGAAGAAAAUAUAAUACAAAAAAAACAAGAAUAACAGGAAAGGAAAUGUAACGGGCACAAUCAUUUCAAAAUUAAAGCUGUUUUUUUCCUAAA